Molecule: messenger RNA, 2633 nt
Organism: Ceraceosorus guamensis
Lineage: Eukaryota; Fungi; Basidiomycota; Exobasidiomycetes; Ceraceosorales; Ceraceosoraceae
Product: putative flavo protein-ubiquinone oxidoreductase
Exons: 2
Coding region: 339-2420 (693 amino acids)
Biological process (GO): electron transport chain
Cellular component (GO): mitochondrial inner membrane
Molecular function (GO): iron-sulfur cluster binding; electron-transferring-flavoprotein dehydrogenase activity
Source: RefSeq, a predicted model, not a curated record
CGACUGACUGAAAGCGGAACAUGUCGGUUGUGGACGUUCGGUGGUCCGGUAUGGCUGUAUCCCCGUCCGCCCCGCUGGAUUCGGCUUGUCUGUCUCCUUUCGUGAGGCUUUGAGCAGCUCUGCUAACCACAUUCACAGUUAGUCCACGAGCUUUGAUCACCUCGCCACCAACCCCACCCACCACACUUCUUGCGAACGCGAGCCUCGCGUAACCGCAACGCUUUGAACGCGACACUCUGCUUGUGUCCCACACACAGCGCAAGCAGUCUCUAUCUGCUAGUCACUACAUCACCCGUCACAGUGGAAGCGCAGGCCUCUUGCUCCGCAUCUAGUCGACAAUGAUCGCUCCCAGGCUCGCAGCGGCAGCCGCGGGCUCUUCUGGAGCUCUGAGCAGCGCCUCUUCCUCAGCAGCUCGCACCACAGCGCCACGCACGCUCUCUGCCUUGCGCUCCGGCACCACCUUUGGCCUUUCGCGCAACUUGUCAAGCAGCGUCAUCUCGAGCCCCCGAUCGGAUGCACGCGCACAUGCUUCUCGCACCCCUCUCGAAUCUCGACGAUUCUUGAACACAUCCGCUUCUGCUCACCAAGCUACGCCCGUAGACGAUGCGACUGCGAGAGUGGAUCAAGAAGCUGCAGAUUCCGACGCUGGUUUCAACUUGGAGGAUGUUGAGAGAGUGACGGAUGUGGCGGAUGUGCUCAUCGUGGGAGGUGGACCGGCUGGUCUGUCCGCUGCUAUUCGUAUCAAACAGUUGGCGGAACAAAAGGGUGAAGAGAUCAGAGUCGUAUUGCUCGAAAAGGGCGCGGAAGUUGGUAAUCACAUCUUGUCAGGCGCAGUGAUCCAGACCAAUGCGCUGGAUGAGCUGUUCCCCGACUGGAAGGAGUUGGGCGCGCCGUUGAAUCAACCGGCCACAGAGGAUCAAAUGCGCUUCCUCACUCCCACGGGCUCCUUUCCCAUGCCCAAGCCGCCUCAGAUGUCCAACGAAGGCAACUACAUUGUCAGCCUGUCGCGCUUCACUGCAUGGCUCGGAGAGAAGGCCGAGGAGCUGGGCGUCGAGAUUUACCCUGGCUUUGCUGGUGCCAAGCUGGUGUGGGAAACAGAUGAGGCUGGUAACAAGAUUGGGAUCAAGGGUGUGACCACCAACGAAAUAGGUCUUGGUAAAGAUGGCCAACCCAAGGAUUCGUUCGAACCUGGAAUGGAGUUCCAUGCACCUCUGACGCUCUUUGCAGAGGGAGCACACGGCAGCUUGUCCCAGCAAGUCAUCAAGGAUCUCAAGCUUCGCGAAGCGGUGGGGGCAGAUGAACAGACCUACGGCUUGGGAGUCAAGGAGGUUUGGAAGGUCAAGCCCGAGAAGCACAAGGCUGGACUAUGCACCCACACCUUGGGUUGGCCCUUGCCACUCGACACGUACGGUGGCUCUUGGUGCUACCACAUGGAGGAUAACAUGGUCUCGGUCGGCUUGGUAGUAGGGUUGGACUACCCCAACCCUUACCUGAGCCCAUUUAGAGAGUUUCAGAAGAUGAAGCAUCAUCCUUUCUUCGCUGAUCUGCUCGAAGGUGGAGAAUGCGUGGCGUACGGAGCUCGGGCUCUCAAUGAGGGAGGAUAUCAGAGCAUUCCUAAACUGCAUUUCCCCGGAGGUGCUCUAAUCGGAUGCUCUGCCGGCUUCCUGAACGUUCCGAAGAUCAAAGGCACACACAACGCCAUGAAGAGCGGCAUGUUGGCUGCGGACGCCGCUGUUGAUGCGCUUCUUGCGCAGAAGGCCUCGGCCGCAGAUGGCGAGGCGGCAGCACAGUCUGAGUCCGAGUCUGACGAGGAAGAGAUCGAGCUGAAGCCGAGAAUCGACUUGGCAGAGUACAAGAAGCUGCUGGACGGAUCUUGGGUGAUGGAGGAGCUGAAAGAGGUGCGAAACCUUCGACCUUCCUUCCACUCUCCGCUUGGAUUCUGGGGAGGCAUCGCCUACUCGGGAUUGGACAGCUUGAUCCUCAAGGGACGCACGCCUUGGACUUUCCACCACGCCGGCGAGGACAGGGCGCAGACUAAGCCGGCAUCGGAGUGCAAGCCCAUCGAGUAUCCUCGUCCGGAUGGCAAAAUCUCCUUUGACAUCCUGACCUCUGUGAGCAGGACUGGAACGAACCAUGCGGAAGAUCAACCUGUUCAUCUACACGUCAAGGGUGGAGAUUAUGCGGGUCACACGGAGAGGAAUGUGGGAACGUACGAUGGGCUGUUAGGAAGAGCUUGUCCGGCUGCCGUUUAUGAGUAUGUGGAUGCUGAAGGUGGAGAGGAACACGCCAGAGGGACGAAGUUCAACAUUUCCAGCCAGAACUGCAUCCACUGCAAGACUUGCUCAAUCAAGGUUCCUGAUGCUAGCAUCGAGUGGCGCGUACCAGAGGGCGGUGGAGGUCCAAAGUACUCCCUCACCUAAUUUUUUUGUGCGAGCAAGCCAUAUCGCUCCAGGAUUACUUGCUCUUGCAAUCACGUCGCUUUUCCCACUUUCGCGCACAAGUAAUAUCGAUGCAUCUAGAAAGUGCGCCUGUCGUGCUUGUUGACUCAUGUAGUGCAGCCAGUCCAAUCUGCUGAUCAAGUCGUUUGCACUAGAGGGCUAUCUGAUGUGAUCUUGCAAUCUCAAUGUCUUGGU